Messenger RNA from Rhodamnia argentea, 2111 nucleotides. RefSeq names its product LEC14B protein. The transcript is spliced from 10 exons. The record is from RefSeq and is a predicted model, not a curated record. Bases 301 to 1767 code for a protein of 488 amino acids. Lineage: Eukaryota; Viridiplantae; Streptophyta; Magnoliopsida; Myrtales; Myrtaceae. Gene Ontology annotation, biological process: proteasome-mediated ubiquitin-dependent protein catabolic process. Gene Ontology annotation, molecular function: protein binding. Gene Ontology annotation, cellular component: Cul4-RING E3 ubiquitin ligase complex.
GGUUCUCUACAGAUUCUUGGUUGCACUGAUGAAUCUCCCUUACUUCCAGUUCUAGUUUCUCUUCGCCGGAUGAGAGUCGGGGCUCGUGUAUGUGUCUGGUUUCUAUGAAAUCUUGUGACGGGUGGGAUGCGUCGUUGAACUCGAGACGCUUUUGACUGUCAUCGUGGGCAUGUAGUUCGAUGGAAUUUGAGGGGCCUUUUCAAUGACAAUAGGCACUGGUGGUGGGAUUACCGUUAACUGGGACAUGGAUCAAGCAAUGCCGCUGUUCAUUCUACCGUCACUAGCGGUAUAAAUACAGCAAUGCAUUUGGCUACUGGUUGGCAAUCAAUUGCUGAGAUGGGGUAUGCAAUGAGCAGACUAGAGAUUGAACCUGAGUCAUGUGAGGAAGAGAAGAGCUUGGACGAGGUUGGUAACAGCCAAGGACCAAAGGAGUUGCCAAGAUGUUUGGAUCAUGAGAUAGCGCAUUUGACGAAUCUGAAGUCGAGGCCCCAUGAACAUUUGAUCCGAGAUUUCCCUGGGAGGCGGGCUCUGUCUGUUUCCACUGUUAAGAUGCUGGCAGGUCGAGAGUGCAAUUAUUCAGGAAGGGGGAGGUUUUCUUCUGCUGAUUGCUGUCACAUGCUAAGCAGAUGUGUGCCUGGUAAUGGUCCUUUGCUCAUGGAUCAGAUGACUAGUCGAGCUUAUGUUUCACAGUUUUCAGCCGAUGGUUCUCUAUUUGUUGCUGGUUUUCAGGGUGGUCACAUUAGGAUUUAUAAUGUUGAUAAAGGAUGGAAAUGUCAGAAGAACAUUCUUGCCAAGAGUUUACGGUGGACAAUCACCGAUACAUCUCUUUCUCCUGACCAGCGUUACCUUGUGUAUGCAAGUAUGUCACCUAUCGUCCAUAUCGUUGAUGUCAGCUCGGCUGCUGUGGAUUCUCUUGCAAACGUAACGGAGAUCCAUGAGGGUUUGAAUUUUUCCGCUGACAAUGGACCAUAUUCUUUUGGAAUCUUCUGUGUCAAAUUUUCUACUGAUGGACGAGAACUCAUUGCUGGAAGCAGUGAUGAUUCUAUAUAUGUCUAUGAUCUUGUGGCAAAUAAGCUUUCCCUCAGAAUUCCUGCACAUGAGUCUGAUGUGAACACAGUUUGCUUUUCUGAUGGAAGUGGUCACAUAAUUUAUUCUGGGAGUGAUGAUACAUACUGCAAGGUGUGGGAUAGACGUUGCCUGAGUGCUAGAAAUAAACCAGCAGGAGUUCUGAUGGGACACCUUGAAGGCAUUACGUUCAUUGACAGCCGUGGUGAUGGUCGUUAUUUCAUAUCAAAUGGCAAAGAUCAGACGAUCAAACUUUGGGAUAUUCGGAAAAUGGACUCUAAUACCACUUGCCGUCCAGGUUAUAGGAAUUAUGAGUGGGAUUACAGAUGGAUGGACUACCCUCCUCAAGCUAGGGAUUUGAAACACCCAUUUGAUCGGUCAGUGGCAACAUAUAAAGGCCAUUCAGUGUUGCGUACUCUUAUUCGGUGCUACUUCUCCCCGGAGCAUAGCACUGGCCAAAAGUAUAUCUACACUGGAUCGUACGAUUCUUGCGUUUAUAUCUACGAUGUGGUGACUGGAGCUCAAGUUGCGGCCCUGAAGCACCAUAAAUCGCCGGUCAGAGACUGCAGUUGGCACCCGGACUACCCGACGAUCGUGAGCUCUUCUUGGGAUGGGGAUAUUGUGAAAUGGGAAUUCCUGGGGAAUGGAGAAAUAGAGAUCCCGGUGAUGAAGAAGAGGAUCCGGAAGCGACAUGUCCAUUAAAAAGACCGCCUGCGGCAGCUCCCAUGCUGAUGGACUAGCCGGGUAAAUAAUCGUUAAUAUAGUCCUAAUAAUCUCCUCCUCGUGUACAGAUGAAGGUGCAUCGUUCAAGCUGAAGCCCCAAGGACACGUUAUUCGUGAAUUCCGUUGUACAUACAUAAUCGACCUUUCCAGUGGAACUGUGUUCCAUCGUUUGCUUGUUUUACAAGCUCGGGGUCUACUUUCGUUGUAGUAAACAUCUGCCUUGAGAGCGUCAUUUCCCGAAAUAAAUGGCGAGGCGAAAUUCGCGAUCCGGGCGACCAAGUCGCUCCGAGCCUGUAACCGAACGUUAGUCGAAGUCGGUAAUG